Messenger RNA from Gadus morhua (Atlantic cod), 2713 nucleotides. RefSeq names its product sex comb on midleg-like protein 4. NCBI's taxonomy places the organism in Eukaryota, Metazoa, Chordata, Actinopteri, Gadiformes, Gadidae. Gene Ontology annotation, cellular component: nucleus. The record is from RefSeq and is a predicted model, not a curated record. The transcript has 8 exons. Gene Ontology annotation, molecular function: histone binding; chromatin binding. Gene Ontology annotation, biological process: negative regulation of DNA-templated transcription. Bases 209 to 1423 code for a protein of 404 amino acids.
AUGCAUUAGUCUAAUGAGAUGUCUGCAGACAGUGUGUCAGGCUGCAGAGCCGCUAACAUCCGUGUAGUAAACAGCCUCUGUGUCUUCCCGUCAAGGGCUAGCGGGGGCUGGGUUUUGGUGUGCUGGUCUCUUCUGGGUCCCCUCGUUUUUCCGGGUCUGAACCCGUUCCUAUAGAAGGCGGCAGGUAAAGGCAGCGCCGGUGCUCCAGAUGAGCGUGCCCCCUGCGGUGGCGUCCUCUGCCCAGAAGACCGACAGCCACGGGGAGAUGCAGUCCGCCGCCGUGACCCCCUCCUACCUGCCCAGCCAGGCGGGGGGGAAGAUCCCCGGCCGCAAGAGGGGGAGACCCCCGCUCCGCAGCGUAGCCCCCAAGAUGGACUUCCCCGGCCGCUACCCAGAAUCCCUCCCUCCUCUCAAGGUGCCCAAGAAGAGGGGCCGCAAGCCGGGUUUCAAGCUGAAGCCGCGCAUGGUGAUGACGCCGCUGGCCAUCUCCCCGCCCAGCAGCACGCCGGAGCCCGACAUGAGCUCCAUCCCACAGGACGCCGCCACCGUCCCGCACUCGGCCACGCCCCAGGUGCUCACAGUGUGUAUCUACAUCAACAAGCAGGCCCUGACGGGGCCCAACCUUGACAGGAAGAAGGUGCAGCAGCUCCCAGACCACUUCGGGCCCGACCGGCCCUCGGUGGUCCUGCAGCAGGCCGUGCAGGGCUGCAUCGACAGCGCCUUCCAGCAGAAGGCCGUGUUCACCCUGCUCACCCAGGGCUACGGGGGGGAAAAGAUCUCAGCCACGUUCGACGGCAAGCAGCACCUGCUCAGCCUGCCGGUGGUCAACAGCAUCGGGUACGUGCUGCGCUUCCUGAAGAAGCUCUGCCGCAGCCUGCACUGCGAGAACCUGUUCAGCGACCAGCCCAUCGGCCCGCACAGUGGGGGGUCCUACCACUCUGACGAAACCUCCAUGACGGAUGAGUACCACAUGGACCAGUCCGAGGCCAAGCGCUACUCUGUGGACCCCGGGGACUCCGCCUUCAACUCCAUAAGCUCCUCCUACUCGCCAAAGUCCUCCUACGGCUUCCGUGGCCCAUCACAGCAGUUCCCCGGCGGCGCGCGGCAGUCGGCCAGCAGCCCCUCCUCCUUCCAGGAGAACAACCGGACAGCCUACGGGGGGCCCCAGGAGCCCCAGGACACUAAGGGCCCGCCCCAGAAGGACCCGUCGUCCUGGUCCGUGGAGGACGUGGUGUGGUUCAUCCGGGAGGCGGACCCCCACGCGCUGGGGCCCCACGCGGACCUCUUCAGGAAACACGAGAUCGACGGGAACGCCCUGCUCCUGCUGAAGAGCGACAUGAUCAUGAAGUACCUGGGUCUGAAGCUGGGCCCCGCCCUCAAACUGUGCUACCACAUCGACAAACUAAAGCAGACCAAGCUCUAGAGGUGCCACGCCCCCUGCCACGACCUUGCCACGCCCCUACCCCCGUCCCCCAUCCCCCGUCCCUGUCCCGAUCUGCAUGGUCACGUAAUCGCCCACCGUCGAGUUUCCCUGGUCACUGUCGUUUUUUUAGACCAUCUUUUUUUCAAUCUUUUUGUAUUCUUUUCGGCACGCCGGGGUUUGAUUGAAGUGUUGUCAGUACGCAGGAGCAAUCAGCGGCCACGGACACGAGGGGCGGAGAGGGCCACCGGGGCACGGGCGGAGAGGACGACCGGGGCAAGGGUGGAGGAGAACGUCCACCGCCAUCAGGGUGGAGCCUCCACCUCAACACUGGUGUUAAUGCUGUGGUUUGUUCCGCACACGUUAUGCAGCAGUGCAUACAGUACAACCAUCCAUGUAUCUAUAUGCAUAUAUAGAUAUAGAUAUGUAUACACGCGUUAACAAAGAUUCAUCAGCUGUGGAAUCACAAAGGAGUUUAUUUGACUCAUGUUGGACUGAAUGGCCCAGCGUGUUAAUUUAUCUAUUUAUCUUAUUAUGAUUCAAAAACAGUAUAAAGGCAUAAAGUUAACCGACCUAUAAGAGACUUUAGGAUUGUUUCAUUUUUUAUACUGACUUAUUUCCUCACAUUACUAUUUAUUGUAAAAAAUCCGAAACAAAAAAAGUGAAUGGUGCAUUUUUUAAAUGUAUUCUAAUUAGUUUGACUAUCAUUUCAAACAUAAAAAAAUAUAAUCUAAGAUCAGAACGUACAGAUAGUGUGUACAUAUACUACAUAGAGGGUCAGAGUCUCUCUUGAUGGGGGGGGGGGGGGGGAUGCAUUGAGAUGCAAUUGUGUCAUUAUGUAUAUGGUCAAUAUGCAACGUCCUUUUUAUGAUAGCCUCUUUGUGUAUCGGCUACUCCACCAGCCCAUCUAAUGGUUUUGGUUACGUGUCUUUUUUUAGGUUUUUAACAAGCAUCAGUGUUUCAACUGAGAUGCAGGCCCACAGAGGCCCCAGCAACACCGAUUUUACACCGAGAAAAAACACAAAUGGCCAAUACAGAUGUCCUUCACUGCUUAUGCAUAACAUUUCCGGCGUACAGCACCAUACAUCCUUUUGUAAUCCACUGACCUUUGUAAGUGAAUGCUGCUGUAUUAAAGUCAAUGUUAGCCAGGCCUAUAUAGUGAGAUCAAGCUUAGGUCUUUUAUUUUGAAAAAACAUUAAGAAUCCGAUAGCUCUACUGGUGCUAAAGUUAUCGCUGUAUCUAAACUGUAUGCUUUUGUGUUUGUGAGAUGUAAAUAAAAUCCACUGUACUGUA